This is a messenger RNA of Phytophthora sojae, 1488 nucleotides long. RefSeq lists its product as hypothetical. The coding region runs from base 1 to 1488 and encodes 495 amino acids. Lineage: Eukaryota; Oomycota; Peronosporomycetes; Peronosporales; Peronosporaceae. The record is from RefSeq and is a predicted model, not a curated record. The transcript has 2 exons.
AUGGCGACCUGCUCGGACGUGACGACGUGUCUGUCCGAGGGAUCGACCGAGUGCAGCCUCUCGUCGGAAACGUGUCCGCCGUGCGUGUACGCGCUAACGGGCGGCGACUACUCUUGCUACAGCCGUGAUACGUCUGGAGACUGCCCGUUCUCGGGAACCUACGCGGAGUGCGAUAAGUCCUCGUCCUCUUCGUCCACGAAGAAGUCGACGUCGACUUCCAGCAAGGACAGCAGCAGCAGCGAUACGACGCCGACGCCUACUACUAAGACGCCGGCGAAGACGACGGCCACCCCGUCGACAUCAACCGCCGAGAUUGACACCCCGGCGCCUGAGACUGACGCUCCGGAAACUUCGGCCCCCGAGACUCCCAGCCAGACCAACGCGGACGACACGACGCAGGGUGCCAAUACGACCCCUUCCACUCCAACGAGUUCUACCGACUCGGACGUGACGCAGGCGUCCAAGGCGACGGCUAACGACAAUUCCGACACCGGCGCGGAGAAGGCGUUGACCAGCAGCACCUCGACCACAACCGGUUCGCCGGCGGUUGUCAACUUGGCACUCAUCGGAGGAGCCGUGGUGCUAGUGGUGAUCGUCAUCGCUUUCGUUGCUCGUCGAGUGGUGCGGAAGAAGAAGAUGGCCCACACGCAGGAGCGCACGGUCUCGUCGCAGAACAGCACGUGGUCCGACAGAACGCUGGGCACGGCCACUUCGGGCGGCAACCUCUACUCGACGUACAGCUACAAGGACGAAGGCGGCAAGGGCAACGGCAUCUCGAUGAUGUCCGACUCGCAGGCCAGCAGCACGUACGGCCCUGCGUACCCCGGGGCAAUGCACCACAGCGGUUCAUCGCCCAGAAAUACGGCCGACUUCACGUACGGCGGCGAGUCGAACUACAGCGAGUCCAACUACAGUGAAUCGCAGUACUCGGAGGCGGCGUCGCAGUAUUAUGGGGCCAGCACGGGCCCCGAGCUCUUGCCAGCGGCCGCGGUUGCUGGACACUACGGCGACAACAACGUGCCUCCGUCCGCACGGGGCACCAGCAACUUCGUCAACGUGACAGGCACUGCUGGAACAUCCAUGAGGGGCUCAGAGCUGGACUCGGUCCGCUCAGGACAGCACCCUCUGACCGUGAGCCAGCUCAUGCCCACGUCCAUCGGAGAAGACGAAGAGGAGGCCUACGCGAAUCGAAGACCUGCUCCGAGGGCGUACAACGUGCAGGCCGCAGUGCCCCCUAGCACCAGAACCCCGCAGAUCUACGCCGACUCCGGCGUGUCGGUCACUAGCAGCAUGCGGAGCGACUACGACAUUGUGGACCCCAUCACAAUGCACGAUGUCGAAGCGCGCAACACCGAGAUGCUGGCCGAGAAGGGCCAGUACCCCAAGUUCUCGUUCGAGUCGGAGGUGUCCGAGGUGUCGGACAUGUAUGAUUCGGGCGACGAAAGCAGCGACGACGAGCGGGUGCGACACGGUGAGCACACGAUUUGA